Auanema sp. JU1783 is the source of this 840-nucleotide messenger RNA. The record is from the annotation of a GenBank genome assembly. Lineage: Eukaryota; Metazoa; Nematoda; Chromadorea; Rhabditida; Rhabditidae.
UUGGUGGCUCUACCUCAAAAUGACACCGAGAAUCUGGCUGAGUAUAUGAACCAGAAGGGUUACGCUCAAUUGAAAACGAUGAUCGACGAGAAACAAAAAGAAAACAGUAUUGCUGAGGUGAUUUCCGAAUUCGAAGCGAACAACACAGAUCUGCUGGGCUUCAUCCAAACAGAAGAUAACAAGCUAUAUGUAACCUUAGUCGAGGCUUAUCAUAAUGCCAGCAUUUACAGUGUUAUUCGUGGUAUUUGGAAUUCACAAUUAACUCCGAUUCUACCUGUAAUUGACCAAGUGGCUAUCUUGGAGUAUUUCGCUGAGAGGAAAUCAUCAGAAGCGCUUGAAAUGUCCUUUUGGGCGAAGCUGUGGGCUGCUCUCAGAGCAUGGCUAAGCGGAAAACGUGACUUGAACGGAGGUGGAAUAGACUGCUACGCUGAUCGUCCCGGUUGUGUUCGGAGAGCAGUCGAAAAUAUGUCGAUGGAAACUCGAAUCGAGUUGGAUCGAGCAGCCAGAGAAGACAAUUGCCAACUAGUUGAUAAUAUCAUAACAAGCCAACUUAGCAGCUUCUCGGCCUCAGAUCGCCAUGAGUUUGAUAAUUGGAGAGCGGCGAAUCAACCACCAUUAGCCCUCCAACACAUUCUCAACAACGUUUCGGAUGUUGAAAAAACAUCUUUAGAAAGGCUUAGAAAGCAUGAUCUCAUCCAUUCUCUCAAAGAUUAUUAUAGGGCAAUGAUUGAAUCUCGUCCACAUCACGAGCAACUAGAAUUACGUGAAUUUUUUGAGAAAAUGAACAACAGCUUCGCCGGUUGUUACAAUCCCGUACGUGGUCAAUACGAGUACAAUUGA